GUGUCUUCUGUGAAGCGAUCUGGGAUUCUUUUUAUUGCUGGCCAGCGACACCUGCCGGAGAAAUGGCUUUACGAUCAUGUUCCGAAAUAUUUACACACAAUCACGUUCCUAUAAAUGUGAGGACGAUGGAAAAAGCUUACGCUUACCGUUAUUGUAACGAAAACGGUGAUUGGUUAUGGGGCGAGUGGACGAACUAUACAGAAUGCCUUGAGCUACUUCACCAGGACAACUUUUCAUCCGAUCAGAUUGCCGUUGCGUACAUUUUAUUCGUGGGUUCUAUCGUUUCCCUUGUAGCUCUGAUCUUAACCUUGAGCAUUUUCUGUUAUUUCAAGUCAUUACACUGUCCACGGCUGCACGUGCAUCAAAACUUAGUAAUAGCAUUAAUUAUCCAUUCCAUUCUCCUGUUUGUAAUCUCUACCCCAGGAGUAUUGCAGGACCCAGCUUUGUCCUAUGGAAAUAUCGACUGGCUAUGUAAGAGUAUCUUGUCAAUAAAGAUGUAUGCAGCCAUGGCCAGUAUUAACUGGAUGUUUGUGGAAGGCCUACUGCUUCAUAGUCGCAUUACUGUGUCCGUUUUCAACAUGGACACACCGUUCAAACUUUACUAUCUACUAGGAUGGGUGCUGCCGGCUGUUUUCAUCAUCUCGUGGGCGGCUGUUACUGCUAAAGUACUAGAUACUCCCUGUUGGCGAGGUUACGGCAAGUCAUCUUACAUAUGGAUUAUCACAGGUCCAAUGUUAACGGCACUGACG
Messenger RNA from Limulus polyphemus (Atlantic horseshoe crab), 749 nucleotides. Its product is annotated as corticotropin-releasing factor receptor 1-like. Gene Ontology annotation, molecular function: G protein-coupled peptide receptor activity; peptide hormone binding. NCBI's taxonomy places the organism in Eukaryota, Metazoa, Arthropoda, Merostomata, Xiphosura, Limulidae. The record is from RefSeq and is a predicted model, not a curated record. Gene Ontology annotation, cellular component: plasma membrane. Gene Ontology annotation, biological process: adenylate cyclase-modulating G protein-coupled receptor signaling pathway; cell surface receptor signaling pathway.